This is a messenger RNA of Choloepus didactylus (southern two-toed sloth), 3350 nucleotides long. It is a transcript of the gene RASAL3, whose product is annotated as RAS protein activator like 3. Gene Ontology annotation, biological process: regulation of GTPase activity. The coding region runs from base 34 to 3219 and encodes 1061 amino acids. The transcript is spliced from 18 exons. NCBI's taxonomy places the organism in Eukaryota, Metazoa, Chordata, Mammalia, Pilosa, Megalonychidae. The record is from RefSeq and is a predicted model, not a curated record.
CACCGCCUCUCCCCUCCGCAUCCUGCACCCACUAUGCCCUCCCAGCUGGCUGCGGGGUGGGACAGACAGGGUCACGUGGAUUUGGGUUCAGUGGGAGGAAGCCAGGCAGGGCGCAGACGACUGCUGAUUCCGGGGCUGGUCAGGAAAUCCAGGAGCACCCUCAUCAUGGACCCAACAUCGCCGAGCCAGACCUCCCAACCCCAGCCCGCGGUCCCCUCCUCCUCUCUGAGCUCCUACCGCUGGCAUACAGGGGGUAGUGGAGAGAAGGGGGCUGGAGGGUUCCGUUGGGGCCGCUUUGCGGGCUGGGGAAGGGCACUAAGCCAGCCGGAAUCCACAGUCAGCAGCCAGCCAGCCCCACGCUCGCUGUUCCGCCGUGUCCUUUCUGCGCCCCCAAAGGAGCCACGGAUCAACCGCCUCCGGCUAUCCAAAACCCUCUGGGGGAGGCAGAAGAGCCCACUGCUGGAGCCAGAGCCGGAGCCAGAGCCGGAGGCCCCAGCACCGGAGCCGGAACCAGAGCCCCCCGCCCCACAGAUCCCCGAAGCCCCCGCACCUGAUGUUCCCGUCUGGGACAUUGGGGGCUUCACCUUCCUCGACGGGAGGCUGGUACUGCUGGGAGGUGAUGAGGAGUGUCCUCGCCGGCCCCGGGUGGGGAGUGCCAGCUCCGAGGGUAGUAUCCAGGUAGCCAUGGGGAACUUCAGAGAUCCAGAUCGGACCCCUGGAAGGACCGAAGCGGAGGUGACCGGUCCCAACCAGGUCCACAACGUUCGGGGGCUGCUCAAGAGGCUGAAAGAGAAGAAAAAGGCCAGGACAGAGCUGGGGGCCAAUGCCUCCCGAGAUGGCCCCCCCAGUGCUCUGGGCUCCAGGGAAUCGCUGGCCACACUCUCUGAGCUGGACCUCGGCGCCGAGACGGAUGUGCGCGUCUGGCCGCUGCACCCCAGCCUGCUGGGGGAGCCUCACUGCUUCCAGGUAACAUGGGCGGGCGGGAGCCGCUGCUUCUCCUGCCGCUCGGCCGCGGAGAGAGACCGCUGGAUCGAGGACCUUCGCCGGCACUUCCAGCCAAGUCAGGACAACGCGGAGCGGGAAGAGACGUGGCUGAGCGUGUGGGUGCACGAGGCGAAGGGGCUGCCCCGAGCGGCGGCGGGGACGCCCGGCGUGCACGCCGAGCUGUGGCUGGACGGGGCGCUCCUGGCGCGCACGGCGCCGCGGGCCGGCCCGGGCCAGCUCUUCUGGGCCGAGCGCUUCCACUUCGAGGCGCUGCCGCCCGCGCGGCGCCUGUCGCUGCGGCUGCGCGGCGCGGGCGGGGGGGGCGCUGCGCUGGGCCGCGUGACGCUGGCCCUGGAGGAGCUGGACGCCCCCCGGGGCCCCGCCGCUGGCCUGGAGCGCUGGUUCCCGCUGCAGGGGGCGCCGGCGGGUGCGGCGCUGCGGGCGCGGGCCCGGGCGCGGCGCCUGCGAGUGCUGCCGUCCGAGCGCUACAAGGAGCUGGCCGAGUUCCUCACCUUCCACUACGCGCGCCUCUGCGGGGCACUGGAGCCCGCGCUGCCCGCACAGGCAAAGGAGGAGCUGGCCGCCGCCAUGGUGCGCGUGCUGCGGGCCACCGGCCGGGCGCAGGCAUUGGUAACAGACCUGGGCACCGCCGAAUUGGCACGCUGUGGGGGCCGUGAGGCACUGCUGUUCAGGGAAAACACGCUGGCCACCAAGGCCAUCGAUGAGUACAUGAAGCUGGUGGCACAGGAUUACCUCCAGGAGACCCUAGGGCAGGUCGUUCGCUGUCUCUGUGCUGGCACCGAGGACUGCGAGGUGGACCCCAGCAAGUGCCCAGCCCCGGAGCUGCCCCAGCACCAGGCCAGGCUGCGAGCUGGCUGCGAGGAGGUCUUCCAGAAUAUCAUCCAUUCCUAUGACUGGUUCCCAGCAGAGCUGGGCACCGUGUUUGCAGGCUGGCGGGAAGCAUGCAAGGCCCGCGGCUCCGAGGCGCUGGGCCCGCGGCUGGUGUGCGCCUCCCUCUUCCUGCGGCUCCUGUGUCCCGCCAUCCUAGCACCCAGCCUCUUUGGCCUGGCACCAGAGCACCCGGCACCCGGCCCAGCCCGCACCCUCACGCUGAUCGCCAAGGUCAUCCAGAACCUCGCCAACCGUGCCCCGUUUGGGGAGAAGGAGGCGUACAUGAGCUUCAUGAACAGCUUUCUGGAGGAUCAUGGGCCUGCCAUGCAACGCUUCCUGGACCAGGUGGCCAGGGUGGACGGGGACUCGGCACCCCAGGGUUACCACGGCAGCAGCGACCUGGCUCACCAACUGGCGGUCCUGCAUGCCCAGCUCUGCACCAUCUUUGCUGAACUUGACCAGAUGACCCGCGACAGCCUGGAACCGCUGCCCACUAUCCUGCGUGCCAUCGAGGAGGGCCGGCCUGUACCUGUGUCUGUGCCAAUGCGUCUCCCACCACCCCCCACCCAGGUCCACUCCAGCUUCUCUGUAGGGGAGAAGCCCGGCUUCCUGGCCCCCCGGGACUUGCCCAAGCACACCCCGCUCAUCUCCAAGAGCCAGUCCCUGCGCAGCAUCCACGGCGCGGGGAGUUGGGCCCGGCCGCGGCCCGACGAGGAGCGGCCCCCGCGGCGGCCCCGGCCCGUGCAGCGCACGCAGAGCGUCCCCGCCGGCCGCCCCGCCCGCCGCCGCGCGUCCGCAGGGUCCCGGCCGCGGCCCAAGGGCUCCGUGCGCAGCGGCCCCGCUCCCCGCUGCGGGCCCGGCGCCUCUGCCUCGCUGCCCCGGAAGCCGUCGGUGCCCUGGCAGCGCCACCUGGACCAGCCGCGGGACGGGGACCAGGCGCCCGGCACGCACCGUCCCGUGGGCAAGCUGGCGGAGCUGCAGAGCGAGGUGGCCGCGCUGCGCGAGGAGCACAAGGCGCUGUUCGGCCUCGUGCAGUCGCUGGGCGCCCACGUCCGGGCCUUGGCGGAGCAGCAGGAGCAGCUGCGGGACCAGCUGCGGGACCAGCUGCAGGCCCUGGACGCCCGGCUCGGGGCUGGGACCUCGGAGUUGAAUCCAGACCUCAGCCCUCCAAGCAGGGAGAGUCACAGGCUGAAGAAGCUGGAGCGCCCCCUGACUGAGAUGGAGAGUACUCAGGUACAGCGGAGGGACGUGGUGCAGUGCCUGCAGUUUCGGCCCAGGGCGGCGGGGUCCGGAAGUCAAUCCCUGCCCCUCGAAGCGCCCUGCGCCAAUGGAGACACCACCUGAGCCGCCCACCUCGCCCCACGUGGUCCGGGAGCAGAGAGAUGGCAGCCCAAGUAGGGUGCGGACACCCCUGCUUCAACCCAAUCAACCUGGCACUAUGAGGUUGCCCAGUAAAAUCUUGAUUUCAGUAAAAA